Messenger RNA from Euleptes europaea (tarantolino), 657 nucleotides. Its product is annotated as V-set and immunoglobulin domain-containing protein 1-like. Gene Ontology annotation, cellular component: plasma membrane. Bases 1 to 657 code for a protein of 218 amino acids. The transcript is spliced from 5 exons. Lineage: Eukaryota; Metazoa; Chordata; Lepidosauria; Squamata; Sphaerodactylidae. Gene Ontology annotation, biological process: maintenance of gastrointestinal epithelium; epithelial cell morphogenesis. The record is from RefSeq and is a predicted model, not a curated record.
AUGAACACUCUGGCAACCAUGUUGAAGAUAUUUGCCAUUCUAGCAGCUCUCACAGGCCCUGCGAGGUGUGUUAUCGUGACUGUUCCAGAGAAUUCUGUGGAGACUACCAUCGGUGGGAACAUCACUCUUCUCUGCACAUACAGAACAGGAACAUUUGGACCUAACUUGUUUAUUCAGUGGACAUUUUAUAGCGCCAAAGCAAAAGCAAUAACUUUGAUCUAUUACUCUCAGCAAGGCCAGUCAUAUUCCUAUGGAGAGUUCAGAGGCAGAAUCCGAGGGGCCAACAGAAGAGGAAAUGCAUCAAUAACCAUCUUCAACAUGCAGGCAUCAGAGACCGGUCAAUAUACCUGUGAAGUUUUCAGUCCGAUGGACGUAGAUGCACAGAGUGAAAAAUCCAUGACGCCUCACUGCAGCCUUCGUGGGACACCUGAGAUGGGACACCUCAUCUCCCUGAACUGCUUUUCUGAGGAAGGGCUGCCUUCUCCUUCUUACCGGUGGCAAAAGGUAUCCGGGGACACCGUCACCCCUGUCACAGAGGCAUAUAAUCCCAAAACUGGAGUCUUGGUCAUGAGUAACCUGACAAAAUCUGAAGAAGGCUACUACCGGUGUACCGCUGUGAACUCUCUUGGAAGGAAAUUCUGCCAAAUCAGCCUGUGA